Colletotrichum higginsianum IMI 349063 is the source of this 1116-nucleotide messenger RNA. RefSeq names its product Tat pathway signal sequence. The record is from RefSeq and is a predicted model, not a curated record. NCBI's taxonomy places the organism in Eukaryota, Fungi, Ascomycota, Sordariomycetes, Glomerellales, Glomerellaceae. The transcript has 3 exons. Bases 1 to 1116 code for a protein of 371 amino acids. Gene Ontology annotation, molecular function: zinc ion binding; carbonate dehydratase activity.
AUGGCCUCCCGCAUCUUUACUGCCGGCCUUUUUGCCGCAUCCAUCUCUCAGGUCCUUGCCUCGUGCGCCUACGGAACUCACCUCGACCCCCGUGCUGAGGGAGGAAAGGUCAAGGUCAACACCUUCGCCUACACUGGUAGUAAUGGUCCUUUGAACUGGGUUGCUCUGGACACUACCGCCAAUACUCUUUGCGCCACGGGAACCACCCAGUCCCCCAUCGACAUGGUCGCCGGCUCCUUCAAUGUUCUCCCCGGCAACUCCAUCAACCUUGAAAUCCCCGACAUGGCCGAGGGAACCGAGUUUGAGAACCUCGGGACCACGGUUGAGGUUAUCGCUAAGGGCGGGUCGAUGCAGGUCGGCGGCAGCAACUUUACCCUGCAGCAGUUCCACUUCCACUUGCCCAGCGAGCAUCUCGAUGCCGGGAAGAGCAUGGCCAUGGAGAUGCACAUGGUUUUCGAGGGCGCCAACCAGGAGAUUGCCGUCAUCGGUACUUACAUCGACCUGGAGCCGGGUGCCGGCGCCGGUGCCGGUGCCGGUGCUGCUGCCCCCGAAGCCCCUCCUGCCGAGGCCCCUGCCGGAGGGAACGCCACCGCCGAACGUCGUAGCAAGCUGUCCCGCCGCGCCGCCGCUGGCUCCGCCGCUGAGGCUCCCAAGGCCAUUCCCGUCAUGGGAUCCACGCCCGUCACGGCCGAGGCUGCUUCGUCCAACUUGCUCGAGACGGUUUUUUCUUCCCUCGAUGCCAUCAAGGAGCCCGGAACGGUCACCAAGACUGGCGCGCUGAACAUGCAGGAGGUCGUCAGCCUGCUCUCGGCCGGCAGCUUCCAGAGUUACAUGGGCUCCCUUACCACUCCUCCCUGCAGUGAGGGCGUUCAGUGGCUCGUCUCAACCCAGCGUCUCAUGGUCCAGCCUCAGACCUUUACCGCCGUCCGCGACGUCAUUGGCUUCAACUCCCGCUUUCCUCAGAACACUCUCGGCCAGGAAAAUAUUCUCCAAGUAGCCCAGAAGAGCAUCGCCAGCGCCAACAUUGCUGGUGCUCCUGCUGCUCCCGCGCCCGCCGCACCUGCCGCCGAGGCUCCCAAGGAGGCCGCUGCCGCCCCGGCUGCUGGACACGCAUGA